CCAGCCACUGGGAGGCUGGUCAUUGGAAAGCUGUGAUGUCGAUCAAACACUGGUCAGGGCGUGAGGCGCGAGCCGCCCUUGGCUUGUGCGCGCUCGGGGUUGAGGGGGGUAGAGCCUGAGGUGGUCCCUUCAUGAGCCACUGGGACGGGCUGUUUUCUCACGGCACCGUGUACAGCGCCGAGCACCGGGCGGGGUCUGUCUGAUGCCUGCCUCCUGGGUCCAAGCACCUCGUCGCCUCCAGCAGUGCGGGGGGCAGGCAGCUUUGCAAAGGGAUGGAGCAUGGCGAGGGCCGGGGGGGCCUGGAAGAGAGGCUGAGGAAACCCUAAAGGGGAAAAUAUAAUGGCCCGUCAGAGAAUGAAAGUCUGAAAGAGCGAGUGCUGUAGAGGGAAUUAAUUACAGCCUUUUUUUUUUUUUUUUAAACAAGGGGACAGUUACAGACGUUGUCCUGUGCUGGAGAAAGAAGAAAAGACUCAAUAUAUGGACCGAGAAAUGGGGCGCAAUGAGAGCAGGACAAACAUGGUGACAUUUGUUUGGCCUCUUCACAGCAUUUUGAUUCCAUUUUUUUUAAAAAGCUGCUGCUUUCUCACGAGUUUGAAAUCGUGGCUUGUUUUGACCUUGUCUCCCCUAAGACAUCCAGUUCUGCUUUGGAGGCUAUGUCCGUUAUUAACUAAUCUAACCACUAUUUUGUAGUCUGGCAUGUUAAGUAGGUGAGGGGAGAAAGAGGAAAGAGGUGAAGAGCAGAAGGAGAAAUGUGAAAGAGGGACAGAGCAAGGAGACACAGACUGACUUGUAGGCAUUAAUCACCACAGUGCUCAUAAGGGGAUAGAUACUCCAUUGACAGUGACAUUUGCUGAUAAAGUAUCAAUCAGAAAAUCUUAACAUGAUUUAAGGAGUAAAUUACUCUACAUUUACACAGUGACUUUCUGUUUGAAGGAUUCCAAAGCAGUUUACAAGCCUGUACUUUGAAGAGUAUAAACUGUAGCCACGUCUCAAAUGUUCAGGCAGUAAACUAGCAUAAAGCCAUGAGGAAGAAAUGAAGUUUUGUCUUGGCAGAUUAAAGCAACCCCAGUAUGGUUUCAGGGCCUAGUAGUAUCCACAACCUUUCAUUUUCCUAUGGUAGGAAUAUUGAGCACCAUGCAGUUAGAGCACUAUGAGAAUGCAAACAAUAUUCUUUCUUGUAUGACCCUAUAAGCCAAGAUCUGGGGGCUGCAGCCUCCUUUCACAGCAGAGAAAGACUGGAGAGAUCUGUAUAAAUGGAACCUGGUCCUGAAACCACUGCUGAGCAUAGCACUUAACACUGCACGUUGCCCUGGUGUAGCAAGAAGUGUGGCCCGACUCACCUUUCUGCUGCCCUGCAAGCCGCAUAUCGAUUUGCAUCACUGCAAGGACCCAUCUUGCACUCCUUGAAGUACUUUUCAAUUAUGCUAUAAAACAAGGACAAGGAGUCAUCAUGGAAUUAUACCAAGCACUUCAGUGAGGGUCAACAACACCUAUGUUAGUGACUCAUUAGCUGCUCCUUUGAAUCGUUUAGCUCUCAAAAGGCAACAUGGCUUUCACAGGCAAAUAUGAAGUGGAAAGUGAAGAGAAUUAUGAUGACUUUAUGAAGCGCAUUGGUCUCCCCAGUGAUGUCAUUGAAAAGGGAAGAAAUUUCAAGAUAGUCACUGAAGUGGUACAGAAUGGAGAAGAAUUCAUUUGGUCUCAACAUUAUCCAGGAGGCCAGUCCAUGACCAACAAAUUCACCAUUGGCAAAGAAGCAGAAAUGGAGACAAUGAGCGGUAAAAAGUUCAAGGCAACAGUUAAAAUGGAAAAUGGCAAAGUGGUGGCAGAUUUCCCCAACUAUCACCAUACUGCAGAGAUAGCUGGAGGAAAGCUACUUGAGAUUUCUGUUGCUGCUGGUGUAACCUACAAAAGAAUCAGCAAAAAGAUAGCUUAAUACAGAAGAGCCAGUCUUCCAGUGCACUGAGAAUUGAGCAACAGAAUAAUCAAUAAAGCAUGUUUUAGGAA
Messenger RNA from Alligator sinensis (Chinese alligator), 2004 nucleotides. It is a transcript of the gene FABP6, whose product is annotated as fatty acid binding protein 6. The record is from RefSeq and is a predicted model, not a curated record. NCBI's taxonomy places the organism in Eukaryota, Metazoa, Chordata, Crocodylia, Alligatoridae. Gene Ontology annotation, cellular component: nucleus; cytosol. Gene Ontology annotation, biological process: fatty acid transport. Gene Ontology annotation, molecular function: fatty acid binding. The coding region runs from base 1547 to 1933 and encodes 128 amino acids. The transcript is spliced from 6 exons.